Messenger RNA from Leptonychotes weddellii (Weddell seal), 9715 nucleotides. It is a transcript of the gene SMC1A, whose product is annotated as structural maintenance of chromosomes 1A. The record is from RefSeq and is a predicted model, not a curated record. Gene Ontology annotation, cellular component: meiotic cohesin complex; chromosome; nucleus. NCBI's taxonomy places the organism in Eukaryota, Metazoa, Chordata, Mammalia, Carnivora, Phocidae. Gene Ontology annotation, biological process: sister chromatid cohesion. Gene Ontology annotation, molecular function: DNA binding; ATP binding; protein binding.
CGCCCGGCCUGCACUGCGGUGUUUCCCGCGCGGGCUACCCCAGUUCCCGGGUGUACGGCGCGGCCUUUUGUACAGCCGCCGGCGCCGUCGCCGUCAUGGGUUUCCUGAAACUGAUUGAGAUCGAGAACUUUAAGUCGUACAAGGGUCGGCAGAUUAUCGGACCAUUUCAGAGGUUCACCGCCAUCAUUGGACCCAAUGGCUCUGGUAAGUCAAAUCUCAUGGAUGCAAUCAGCUUCGUGUUGGGUGAGAAAACCAGCAACCUGCGAGUAAAGACCCUGAGGGACCUGAUCCAUGGAGCUCCUGUGGGCAAGCCAGCUGCCAACCGGGCCUUUGUCAGCAUGGUCUACUCUGAGGAGGGUGCUGAGGACCGCACCUUUGCCCGUGUCAUUGUUGGAGGUUCCUCUGAGUACAAGAUCAACAACAAAGUGGUCCAGCUACAUGAAUACAGUGAGGAAUUAGAGAAGUUAGGCAUUCUCAUCAAAGCUCGUAACUUCCUCGUCUUCCAGGGUGCUGUGGAAUCUAUUGCCAUGAAGAACCCCAAAGAGAGGACAGCUCUAUUUGAAGAGAUCAGUCGCUCUGGGGAACUGGCCCAGGAAUAUGACAAGCGAAAGAAGGAAAUGGUGAAGGCUGAAGAGGACACACAGUUUAAUUACCAUCGCAAAAAAAACAUUGCGGCUGAACGCAAGGAGGCCAAACAGGAGAAAGAAGAGGCUGACCGUUACCAGCGCCUGAAGGAUGAGGUGGUGCGAGCUCAGGUGCAGCUGCAGCUCUUUAAGCUUUAUCACAACGAAGUGGAAAUUGAGAAGCUCAAUAAGGAACUGGCCUCUAAGAACAAGGAGAUCGAGAAGGACAAGAAGCGAAUGGACAAGGUAGAGGAUGAGCUGAAGGAGAAGAAGAAGGAGCUGGGCAAAAUGAUGCGGGAGCAGCAGCAGAUUGAGAAGGAGAUCAAGGAGAAGGACUCAGAGUUGAACCAGAAGCGGCCUCAGUACAUAAAAGCCAAGGAGAAUACCUCCCAUAAAAUCAAGAAGCUGGAAGCAGCCAAGAAGUCCCUACAGAAUGCUCAGAAGCAUUAUAAGAAGCGUAAAGGUGACAUGGAUGAGCUGGAAAAGGAAAUGCUGUCAGUAGAGAAAGCCCGGCAGGAGUUUGAGGAACGGAUGGAAGAGGAGAGUCAGAGUCAGGGCAGAGACUUGACCUUGGAGGAGAAUCAGGUGAAGAAAUACCACCGGUUGAAAGAAGAAGCCAGCAAGAGAGCAGCUACCUUGGCCCAGGAGCUGGAGAAGUUCAAUAGAGAUCAGAAAGCUGACCAGGACCGGCUGGAUCUGGAAGAGCGGAAGAAAGUAGAGACAGAGGCCAAGAUCAAACAAAAGCUGCGGGAGAUUGAAGAGAAUCAGAAACGGAUUGAGAAACUAGAGGAAUACAUCACCACUAGCAAGCAGUCCCUAGAGGAGCAGAAGAAGUUGGAGGGGGAGCUGACAGAGGAGGUGGAGAUGGCCAAGCGGCGUAUUGAUGAGAUCAAUAAAGAGCUGAACCAGGUGAUGGAACAGCUGGGGGAUGCCCGUAUCGACCGACAGGAGAGCAGCCGCCAACAGCGAAAGGCAGAGAUUAUGGAAAGCAUCAAGCGCCUAUACCCUGGCUCUGUGUAUGGCCGCCUCAUUGACCUCUGUCAGCCCACACAGAAGAAGUAUCAGAUUGCUGUAACCAAAGUUUUGGGCAAGAACAUGGAUGCCAUUAUCGUGGACUCUGAGAAGACAGGCCGGGACUGUAUUCAGUACAUCAAGGAACAGCGUGGGGAGCCUGAGACCUUCUUGCCUCUUGACUACCUGGAGGUGAAACCUACAGAUGAGAAGCUCCGGGAACUGAAGGGGGCCAAGCUGGUGAUUGAUGUGAUUCGCUAUGAGCCACCCCACAUCAAAAAGGCCCUGCAGUAUGCUUGUGGCAAUGCCCUCGUCUGUGACAAUGUGGAGGAUGCUCGCCGCAUUGCCUUUGGAGGCCACCAGCGUCACAAGACAGUGGCACUGGAUGGGACCCUGUUCCAGAAGUCAGGGGUGAUCUCUGGUGGGGCCAGUGACUUGAAGGCCAAGGCUCGGCGCUGGGAUGAGAAAGCAGUAGAUAAAUUGAAAGAGAAGAAGGAGCGGUUGACAGAGGAGCUGAAAGAGCAGAUGAAGGCAAAGCGGAAAGAGGCAGAGCUACGUCAGGUGCAGUCUCAGGCUCAUGGACUGCAGAUGCGGCUCAAGUACUCUCAGAGUGACCUGGAACAGACCAAGACACGACAUCUAGCCCUGAAUCUACAGGAAAAGUCCAAACUGGAGAGUGAGCUAGCCAACUUUGGGCCUCGCAUUAAUGAUAUCAAGAGGAUCAUCCAGAGCCGAGAGAGGGAAAUGAAAGACUUGAAGGAGAAGAUGAACCAGGUAGAGGAUGAGGUGUUUGAAGAGUUUUGUCGGGAGAUCGGUGUGCGCAACAUCCGGGAGUUCGAGGAAGAGAAGGUGAAGCGUCAGAAUGAAAUUGCCAAGAAGCGUUUGGAGUUUGAGAAUCAGAAGACUCGCUUGGGCAUCCAGUUGGAUUUUGAAAAGAACCAACUGAAAGAGGACCAGGAUAAAGUACACAUGUGGGAGCAGACAGUGAAAAAGGAUGAAAAUGAGAUAGAAAAGCUCAAGAAGGAGGAGCAAAGACACAUGAAGAUCAUAGAUGAGACCAUGGCCCAGUUACAAGACCUGAAGAAUCAGCACCUGGCCAAGAAGUCGGAGGUGAAUGACAAGAAUCAUGAGAUGGAGGAGAUUCGUAAGAAACUGGGGGGCGCCAACAAGGAAAUGACCCAUUUACAGAAGGAGGUAACAGCCAUUGAGACCAAGCUGGAACAGAAACGCAGUGACCGCCACAAUCUGCUGCAGGCUUGCAAGAUGCAGGAUAUCAAGUUGCCGCUGUCUAAGGGCACCAUGGAUGACAUUAGUCAGGAAGAGGGUAGCUCCCAGGGGGAGGAUUCAGUGAGUGGUUCCCAGCGAACUUCCAGCAUCUAUGCACGAGAGGCCCUGAUCGAGAUUGACUACGGUGACCUUUGUGAAGACCUGAAGGAUGCCCAGGCUGAGGAGGAGAUCAAACAGGAGAUGAAUACACUGCAGCAGAAGCUGAAUGAGCAGCAAAGUGUACUCCAGCGUAUUGCUGCGCCUAACAUGAAAGCCAUGGAGAAGCUGGAGAGUGUCCGAGACAAGUUCCAGGAGACCUCAGAUGAGUUUGAGGCAGCCCGAAAGCGAGCCAAGAAAGCCAAGCAGGCAUUCGAACAGAUCAAGAAGGAGCGCUUUGACCGCUUCAAUGCUUGUUUUGAAUCUGUGGCCACCAACAUCGAUGAGAUCUACAAGGCCCUAUCCCGCAACAGCAGUGCCCAGGCAUUCCUGGGCCCCGAGAACCCUGAGGAGCCCUACCUGGAUGGCAUCAACUACAACUGUGUGGCUCCUGGCAAACGCUUCCGGCCUAUGGACAACUUGUCAGGGGGGGAGAAAACAGUGGCGGCUCUGGCCUUGCUCUUUGCCAUCCACAGCUACAAGCCAGCCCCCUUCUUCGUCCUGGAUGAGAUCGAUGCUGCCCUGGAUAACACCAACAUUGGCAAGGUGGCAAAUUACAUCAAGGAGCAGUCGACUUGCAACUUCCAGGCCAUCGUCAUCUCUCUCAAGGAGGAGUUCUACACCAAGGCUGAGAGCCUCAUUGGAGUCUACCCCGAGCAAGGGGACUGUGUGAUCAGCAAAGUCCUGACCUUCGACCUCACCAAGUACCCAGAUGCCAACCCCAACCCCAAUGAGCAGUAGCAGUAGUUCUGCCCUCCUGCCCUGUCUGGAUCCCUAAGCUGCCCCUCUCCCAAUCUCUGGAUAUUUGGCUCCCAACCUUCCCCUAUCUCCCGUCCCUGUUUGGUAUAGUUAUGGGAUUUAGGCACUGCUGUCAAGCAUGAAGAGGAACAGAGGUGAUGUUAGGUCUGGAGCAAAAAUUCCUGAGCUUCAGGGAGCAUCCUGGCCUUUGGAAGGAGGUGCUGAGCUGAACUGAGCUGAACAGGGCCAUCUGUCCAUUCCUUACCUUCCUCUCUCCUAGACCUCCCUCCCUCCCAUCACCCAUAAUCAUGGGUCCCUUGGGCCCCUUGCAUCCUGCUUGUGUGUGGGUGUGUAUGUGUGUAUAUAUGUGUCCGCGUGUGUGCAUAUGGGCGUGCUUGCAAAAUAAUAAAGAUAUUGGAGACCCAUUUUAGAAGGAGCCUAGGCUGAAUUUGAUUCCAAGAGAGCUUAGUAUGACAGCACCCCAGAGCUGGGCAAAGGUAUUCAGGACCUCAUAGGAAUCAGUCACGUGAAGUUGCCCUCAUUCACUCAUUUGUGUUCUCAUUCAUUUGUGUAUUCGUCAGACAUAUAUUGAGCACCUUCUGUUUGUCAGGCUCUAUUCUAGAAAUACAGAGCUAGAUCAGAUAUGAUCUCUACCUUCCUACCGAGGAGAUGCAGUGGGUUCAUGGUUUCCCAUGGUCAGCUGAAUCAUAUUUAUAGGUACUUUGAAUUUGAGAAGAAGAUGAUCACCUCCAGGCUUCCUGGAGAAGGUCACAUUUGAGCUGAACCUUGACAAAUUGGUAGGAUUUGGUUGGGCACUAGGAGCAGAGCCUGGGCUCUGGGGACAGACAUUUGUGGGUUCUAGUCCUUUUUUUAAAAUCACUUACUAGUUUGAUGUUGGGCAAGUCAUUUGACCUUUCUGUGCCUCAGUUUCCUCAUCUGUAAAAUGGGGCUAACAAUAUUACCUACCUCAUAGGAUUUAAUGAUGUCAAGCUCCUCACUGGGGGCCUUAUCCCUGCUUGGAGCCCACUAGGUGCCGACCCCUCAGAAUAUAAGCCUUCUCAUACCUAGACCCCUGAGGGCGCUGAUCCCAGUUGUUGGGGAAAGAAGGAACCUCCAAAUCUGGGAGAUGCUAAAUGCCUUGGUUACUGAGAAAGUUCCAGGGCACCAAUGGGGUUUACCCGGUAAGGGAAGGGCCUAAGGAAGCCUAUAGCUUCAAUCGUGUAUGGUAACCAGGUGCCUGGGCCCCAACCCAGGACAUGAGGAAGUUGGGGAGAGGUAGCCUGGGCCACAUCCCAGCCGAAUGUGUGUGAAGUUCCCUCUGGGAACUAACCCGUGUCAGCUGCAGGGACCGUGCAGAGGCAGCAGAGUCUGCUGCCAUGAGGUCAGCCUUUGCUCAUUCACGUACACUGUCAGACCAUCACCUUGUCCUGAUUGUAUACUGCAUUCUUGUUUCUUCAAAGUUAAAUCUGUUCUAAUUACUCAAGUGACGCAUGAAUCUGUUCUCUGAGACGUUAGAUUUAUAAGUAGAGCUAGCCUUGUUUGACUACCAUUGCCCGUCCCCCUCUAAACUGCUGUUACGUUUGUUGUACAUCCAUCUAGACUGUUUUAAGACUUUGACAUAUAUGAGCUCAUUGAAAAUAUUAUUGUGUAUUUAAUACAAAUGGUAUGUUGAGUCAUUCUGCAAUUUGCUUUCUUCGUUUAACAGUGUUUUUGAGAUCUGUGCAUGUUGUUUUUGCUAAAUGUAGAUUCAAUUCAUCCUUGUAAUUGCCGUAUGGAGUGCCAUCAUAUGACUCGUAUCACAUCGUACCCGUUUCUUUUGUGAUAGCUAGUUACGACUGUUUUCUCUUUUUGCUAUUACAAAAUACGACACAGGAACAUUUGUGUGUGUGUAUGUGUGCGCGCGCGCACGUGUGUGUGCGCGCGCGUGUGUAUAUGAGUUUAUCUAGGGUUGCUUCCUAGAAGUUGAAUUGCAGUCAUAGACUAUUUAUAUUUUUGUUUUAAAUAGAUACUUCCAAAUUGCCCUCCUGUACUAUUUACUCGAUAUUUUUCUUGAGGUUGUCUUAGGUGUAACAUUGUUAUCUACUUCAGUUUCAUCCUAAGUAGUGAUAUCCGUGAAACCACGGGUUUGAUGUGCUAAUUAUGUAUUUUUCUAAUACAUAUUAAAAGGCAUAACUCAAAAUAAAUUUGUCUGUGUUCAACCAAAGAAGUCACAUACCACCAGUGGUACAUGUGCUGAAGUUUGGGAAAUGCUGGCAUAUCUGAAAGCACAAUUUGGGAGUCGCCCUGGUUCAAAUCCUAGCUGUAGAAACUUGAGCUCAUUACUUCACCUCCCUGAAUCUCAGUUUCCUCACGUAGAAAAGGACUUAAUACGUGCCGUACUUUGCAGCAAUGUAGGGAAGAUGAAGUGUGCUGGAAGCAGUUUGGCUGGCACCUAGAUCAUCACAGGCCUUUCAGGGUAGCAAUUGCUAUUCUCCCCACUUUACAGAUGAGGAAACUGAGGUCCAGGAAGGUUAAGUGACCCAGCUACCAGGUAACAGUAAGGAUUUGAACCCAGGCCCCCCCCCGAUUCAGUCUUGUGCUUUCUCCACUACAAGGGUGGUUAUCAACCUUGGCUGUGCACCAGAAUCACUUGUGAAGAUUUUUCUUUUUCCUAUUUAAAAAUCAAAGCAAUAUAUACACUGGUUAGGAAGUAAAAUAGUACAGAAGGGCUUAUAAUGCAAAGCAGCUGUUCCCUGCUGCACCCCCACAUCCAAAGGGUGUGGAGCUCCUUGCUCUGGUCCCGCCCCUGGAAAUCUAAUUCAGUAGGUGUGGAUAUUAAUCUGGAUAACUAAUUCUUACCUCACAGGGUGGAAAGGAUUAGAUGAGAUGCCUUGGACUAAAGCCCUGGCCCACAGGGACGCAAGUGCUGCAGAGGACUUAGGUCCUGGGGCUCAGAGAGAUGAGAGGCUUUGUCCUAGAUCCCAGUGGUUCAUUGGCAGAACCUAAACUUCAACCAGGAGGGAUCUCUGUGCUUGCCCAGUGCUUUCCCACUGUGCCACACUGCCUUCUGUCAGCACAAAGGAACCACGUGCUCAGUGAAGGCUGUGCUCAGGUGAGAGCUGACGCCAUAGUGUGUUUCCAGGAGCAAGCUGGAUCCAAAUAGAAUCCCUAGGGCUUGUUGGAGGACACUGGGUUGACUCCCUUAUACCCUGGACCCAGGAGCCUUGGUCUAGGGAGUUGAAGAGUGCUCCAUGACCAUGUUUACCUUUAACUGGGCACUUCAUUCUGGGAAUCACUGUUGCCCACCAGGGACACAAACAUGAGUCAAAUCUUUACCCUGCCUUUGAGGAGCUCACUAGUUAGGGGAGGCAAUUCAUAGAACAGCCGUUAACCAUGCAGUCUGAUGCCCUCUGACAGGAACAUGGAAGAGGAAGGGCCUGUAGCUUAUGUAGAGGUUCAGGGAAGGCAUCCUCUAGUCUAGGAGGUGACACCUGAGCUGAGUCUUGAGAGACUGGUAGGAAUUACCCAGUUGAAGUGGAAGGAAUUUCCAGGUAGUGGGGACAGUAUGCACAAAGACCUGAAGGCAAGAAACAGCAAAACAUUUCAGAAGUACCAAAACAAGGUUUGACAGUUCAGAUUUAUCUCAUGAGAAUUGUGGUUCCCAAACAGGCUGUGCACCAGAACCACGUGUAGCAUCCCAGGCCCCAGCCUCUAAAAAUUUGGUUUUUGUAACUGGGGUGAGGCCUCAGGAUCUUGAGUGCUUAGAAAAAUGAGCACAUGACUGUAGGGUACAGCCAGGUUUGGGAACUGUGGGAGCCAUGGGAUGGUUUUAAGCAGGGGAGACGCUGGGUCAGAUGCAAAUUUAAUAAACCUCUUUCUGGUCAGGCACUGGAAAUGGAUUAGGUUAAAUGUGCAUACUGUAUGCUCCCAUGCCUGUAGUUUCCCUGUUGGCUCAAUUUCUCACACUGUGUGUUUGCUUGUUUUGUCUCUGAAUAAGCUGAAAGCACCACAGGGAUGGGCCUGGGGUUAUCUUGCUACUGGCAUAUCCCCAGCAAAAAGCACAGUGCCUGACCCCAAACAGGCACCCAAUAAAUAGUUUUUGAGUGAAUGAAUGCGUGAAUGAAUGCAUUUGUGACGGAGAAUGGAGACAGGGAGAUCAGCUAGGAAGCUGUUGAAAAGCCCAGGAGGCCUACCCAAGGGCAAGGGCAGUGGAAUGGAUUGGAGGCAAUAAAAGUGUGAGCCAGACUUGGUGACUGAGGAUUACUGGAUGUGGAGGGUGACUGAGAGGAUAGAAUGAGUGCCCAUUAGUAGCCCAGGUUCCUACCCUAUCCCAGUCAUUCUCUUUCUUCAUCCAAGUCAGAAUCUCCUUCCAGCCUCAGCCACUGGAAUUCCUCCCUCAACUUAGUUAAACGUUCUGUGUGCUGUGUGGUCCCCACCCUCCCCUCCCUUCCUCCCAGCCAUUGAUUCAUUCUUCCAGUUCAAUAAAUCUUGGCUAAGCACCUCCUGUAUGCAGUGAGGCUCUUCCAAGCCAGGACUCUGACUCCCUCUUUCCUACCUCAAGAGAUAUUUUUGAGGGCUUCCCCAGGUAAGACUCCCAUCCCUUAGACAGUAACCUAAAGUGAGAUGCCCAGAUGUCAGACCUGUAAGGGAACUUACAGACUUUGUCCAACCCCCUCCUGAGGCCCUGGGAGGGGAAGGAACUUGCCCAAGGUCCCAUUACUAGAAAGUGUCAGAGCCAGAACUGGAACCUGAGUUCCCUUUCCCCAUCACCACUAGAGCCUUGAUCUCUCCCAUCACAGAUCAGGACAGGCAGAAGUGGCCAGGGAGAAGGUGGGACUAAGGUUGGCCUUGAAGGUCAGUGUACUGGACAGGCCAAACAAGAAGCUUGCCAAUUACACUGCCCCCUUCUGGAAACCCUCAGCAAACCUGCCAUGCCCACAGACCCUUCUAAGGGGUUUCUUAAGCACGAGUUGCCAUGCUCUGUACCAUGUGACCUCACAAUCCUGGCCACAAAUGGUUUGGGAUUGUAUGUGACUCAAGGACAGCCAAUCUCUAGGCUAUAGCCUAUUAGGUGGACGGAUAUAGGAAAUCCACCUCAUAGGGAUGGCCUGUAUCAAAUGGCCUCCAGGGAGGCUAAAUGUGAGGCAUUCGGAAGUGAACAAUUAAUUAGCAUUUAGCAAGACAGAAGUAGUGGUGGAUGAGGGGUGCCAGAAGCUGAACAGCAAAAGCAAGGAGAAAGCUGCAGGGACCAUGAAACAUUUAUAUCAUAAGAACACGGGGCCACAAGGUAGCAGAAGCCAUGAAGCAGCAAGACAACAAUGGGCCAAAAGGACACAGAAGCCAUGAAGCAAUAGGAGCCACAAUGUAGCAGGAGCCACAAGGAACAGAAACCAUGGGACAAAAACCCUGAAUGUGAGAUCCACGAAGCAGCAGAAGGCUUGAACAGACAAGAUCCACGAGGCAGCAGAAGCAAUGAGACUCUCAGAGCCACAAGGUAGCAAGGCAACAGGAAUCGAAGAGGCUGCAGGAAUGACAAAGCAAACAGAAGCUGCAACACAAGAGAAGCCCUGGAUGAACUAGAACCGAAGACCCAGAAGCCAGGAAGCUGCAGGAGCCAGGAGGCCAAGAAGCCAUGAGGCCCCCGAAGGCCAAGUGCUAGCGAGGAGGGUAGCAGGAAAAAAGAAAGAAAGGUAGUCUGAGUAGCAGUAGGAGGAGUAUAAAUACAGCCAGAAAGAAGUUGAGUCACCAUUUUGGGAAGCACUAGAGAAGGGAGCAACAGAUGCCUGCAGCUGAGGGGGUGACAAGAUAAGCCAGGCUCUAGAGCUGCUUUGGAUCAUGAACCAUUUUUGAGUUUCUGUUCCUCCAUGAGGCUGCCUGUGUAGCUGUUUUUGUCUUCCUUAUUUCCCUAUGAAUGCUUCAAUAAAUCUCCAUCACUAACCUGA